This is a messenger RNA of Saxophila tyrrhenica, 1641 nucleotides long. RefSeq lists its product as uncharacterized. The record is from RefSeq and is a predicted model, not a curated record. The transcript is spliced from 6 exons. Gene Ontology annotation, cellular component: membrane. Lineage: Eukaryota; Fungi; Ascomycota; Dothideomycetes; Mycosphaerellales; Extremaceae. Gene Ontology annotation, molecular function: carbohydrate:proton symporter activity. The coding region runs from base 1 to 1641 and encodes 546 amino acids. Gene Ontology annotation, biological process: transmembrane transport; carbohydrate transport.
AUGGGCCUCUUCACGCUUGUCGAGGACAGGCCGACGCCGAAGGCGGUAUACAACUGGAGAGUAUGGGCCUGCGCGUCCAUCGCCUCCUUCGCAUCAUGCAUGAUUGGAUAUGACUCCGCCUUCAUUGGAACCACUCUGGCCCUGCCCUCCUUCACGGAAGAAUUCAGAUUCGAUGAGAUGACCGACAGCCACCUUGCUCUGACGAAAGCGAACAUCGUCUCCGUCUACCAAGCAGGUGCUUUCUUCGGCGCCCUUUCAGCUUACGUUUCGGCAUACUUUGUCGGCCGCAAGAAGUCGCUAUGGGUCUUUGUUGCCGUAUUCACCCUCGGUGCUGGUAUGAUGCUGGGCGCGAAUGGUGACCGAGGGCUCGGCCUUAUCUACGGCGGCAGAGUUCUAGCUGGCAUGGGAGUGGGCGGCUGCUCGAUGGUUGUCCCGAUUUACAUCUCUGAGAUCUCCCCACCAGCUGUGAGGGGUGCUUUGGUCGGCAUAUACGAGUUGGGAUGGCAGGUUGGUGGUCUUGUCGGUUUCUGGAUCAACUAUGGACUCGAUUCGACCAUGGCGCCAAGUCAUAAGCAAUGGAUCAUACCUUUUGCUGUCCAACUCAUCCCGGCUGGUCUCCUCUUUAUCGGCAGUUUUUGGAUUAGAGAGUCGCCCAGGUGGCUCAUGUCCAAGGGCAAGCGCGAUCGAGCAGUCAAGAACCUCUGCUGGAUACGGAACCUAUCUUCAGACGACAUAUACAUUGUGGAGGAGGUUGCUUUCCUCGACGCCGCCCUUGAGGAGCAAGCUGGAGCGAUUGGGAGCGGGUUCUGGAAACCGUUCAAGGCUGUGGGAAAGAGCAGGCAGGUGCAAUGGCGUCUCUUCUUGGGUACCAUGCUGUUCCUGUGGCAGAAUGGCAGCGGGAUCAACGCCAUCAACUACUACUCGCCCACUGUCUUUGCUUCCAUCGGCAUCACAGGCACCAACACCUCGUUCCUGACGACUGGUCUGUUUGGUGUGGUCAAGACAUGUCUCACCUUCGUCUGGCUGUUCGUCCUGAUCGACCGACUGGGACGGAGAAAGCUACUGAUGAUUGGGUCUGCUGGCGGUUCCGUUUGCAUGUGGAUCAUUGGCGGCUACCUUGCAUCCAUCAAGCUCAGGACCGACACAGACGUCAGCAAGCCUCUGAGCUCCGGCGGUAUCGCCGCAGUGUUCUUCUUCUAUCUCUGGACUGCCUUCUACACUCCUUCUUGGAAUGGUACACCCUGGGUCUUGAACUCCGAGAUGUUUGACCAGAGCGUCAGAGCCCUUGGACAAUGCUCGGCCGCCGCUUCGAACUGGUUCUGGAACUUCAUCAUCUCUCGCUUUACGCCGCAAAUGUUUUUGAACAUGGGCAAGAACGGAUGCGGUGUUUACUUCUUCUUCGCCUCGAUGAUGCUGGGAUCGAUUGUCUUCGUGUAUUUCCUAAUUCCAGAAACCAAAGGCAUCCCUCUGGAAUCCAUGGACCGACUGUUCGAAGUCAAGCCGGUCCGGAAGGCACAUUCCACGAUCCACGCGGAGGACGCUGCGAGAGACGAAGAGUUCAGACACGAUGCCGACGGUGCUGGCUUGAGCGUCACCAAGGAUAAGUCGGCGCACCUUGAAGAAAAAAGGAUGGAAGUAUGA